AUGUGGGUGUUGAAGGCGUUUGGGGAUAUGACCACGAAAAACACUGAGGAUCCAAUGAGAAGAACCGCAAAAGCUCAGGAAGACAGAGAAGAUGAUCCAAAGAAGAGAAGCUUCAAACAAGCCUCUUGGUACCGUGAACCUAAUGUGGAAAAUACAAAGCUGUCUCCGACCCAGGGAAAGCCACAAACAGGGAAUCACAAACCAGGCAAUCACAGAAACUUGGUGCGCAAGGACCAGAGGUAUGGGGAUGAUGGUGAUGAGAGUGAAGGUAGAAGAGGCAAUCCGGUAAAGAGCCGACUUGGACCUCGUACUGAUACCAUUCUCCAAGCAAAGAAAAAAAAUUGCUAG
Molecule: messenger RNA, 348 nt
Organism: Eruca vesicaria subsp. sativa (arugula)
Lineage: Eukaryota; Viridiplantae; Streptophyta; Magnoliopsida; Brassicales; Brassicaceae
Source: the annotation of a GenBank genome assembly